Molecule: messenger RNA, 3780 nt
Organism: Lemur catta (Ring-tailed lemur)
Lineage: Eukaryota; Metazoa; Chordata; Mammalia; Primates; Lemuridae
Gene: PI4KB
Product: phosphatidylinositol 4-kinase beta
Exons: 13
Coding region: 638-3088 (816 amino acids)
Biological process (GO): phosphatidylinositol-mediated signaling; phosphatidylinositol phosphate biosynthetic process
Cellular component (GO): membrane; cytoplasm
Molecular function (GO): 1-phosphatidylinositol 4-kinase activity
Source: RefSeq, a predicted model, not a curated record
UAUUUCUGAACAGGCAUGUUCCAGGCAGCUCACACGACUCCUUAGAUUACUAUGGCAUCGAUAGGGUCCUGAGCGUCGGGGAAGCCGGAAAGCGUGUCCUGGGGAAAAAGGCUUGGACGCAGAAGAAUAAUUUUACAUCGAGAUCUGCUGGGGAAUUUAUUUAUUUUUGGUCUUGGUUGUACUGAGGGAGGAAGCGGAGGGUGUGUGGGUCAAACCUGAGGCAGCCUGAAGGCCCCCUCAGGCGGCGCCGCGGGCAGCCCCUCAGCCGGGGCCUGGUGCAGCCGCCGCGGCCGCUGUCAGGGAAGCGCAAGCGGCCAAUGGAACCCGGCAGUGGCCGCUGCUGCUGAGGCGGCGGUGUCGGCAGUCCGACCCCGACCGCCCGCACCCCCUCCGCGGGAGUCACCCAGAGUGCAUUAAGUUGCUGAUCACCUGUGCUGAUCUUCCCAUACUUGAUCUAUAACUCCAGAUUCUACAGGUGGGAAGUAUGUUUAUUGGAAAGCCCUUUGAGGAAGAUGACUGGAAAAGAGAACUUGGAAUGAGCUGGGACUUAGGAAUCUAGUUGUGGCCUUGCAUGCCAUGUCUCUUUCUUGGCCUGUGAUAGCAAAGAAGCUUGGAAGCUCGAAGUCUGGCUGUGGCCAUGGGAGACACAGUAGUGGAGCCUGCCCCCUUGAAGCCAACUUCUGAGCCGACUCCUGGCCCAGCAGGGAAUAAUGGGGGAUCCUUGCUAAGUGUCAUCACAGAGGGGGUCGGGGAACUACCAGUGAUUGACCCUGAGGUAGCCCAGAAGGCUUGCCAGGAGGUGCUGGAGAAAGUCAAGCUUUUGCAUGGAGGCGUAGCCAUCUCUAGCAGAGGCUCCCCACUGGAGUUGGUCAAUGGGGAUGGUGUGGACAGUGAGAUCCGUUGCCUAGAUGAUCCACCUGCUCAGAUCAGGGAGGAGGAAGAUGAGAUGGGGGCCACUGUGGCCUCGGGCACAACCAAAGGAACAAGAAGGCAGCGGCAAAAUAACUCAGCUAAACAGUCUUGGCUGCUGAGGCUGUUUGAAUCAAAACUGUUUGACAUCUCCAUGGCCAUUUCAUACCUUUAUAACUCCAAGGAGCCUGGAGUGCAAGCCUACAUCGGCAACCGGCUCUUCUGCUUUCGCGAUGAGGAUGUGGACUUCUAUCUGCCCCAGCUGCUUAACAUGUACAUCCACAUGGAUGAGGAUGUGGGUGAUGCCAUUAAGCCCUACAUAGUCCACCGUUGCCGCCAGAGCAUUAACUUUUCCCUCCAGUGUGCCCUGUUGCUUGGGGCCUACUCUUCAGACAUGCACAUUUCCACUCAACGACACUCCCGUGGGACCAAGCUACGGAAGCUGAUCCUCUCAGAUGAGUUGAAGCCAGCUCACCGAAAGAGGGAGCUGCCUUCCUUGAGCCCAGCCCCUGACACAGGGCUGUCUCCCUCUAAAAGGACUCACCAGCGUUCUAAGUCAGAUGCCACCGCCAGCAUAAGUCUCAGCAGCAACCUGAAACGAACAGCCAGCAACCCUAAAGUGGAGAAUGAGGAUGAGGAGCUCUCCUCCAGCACCGAGAGUAUUGAUAAUUCAUUCAGUUCCCCUAUUCGACUGGCUCCUGAGCGGGAAUUCAUCAAAUCUCUGAUGGCAAUCGGCAAGCGGCUCGCCACGCUCCCCACCAAAGAGCAGAAAACACAGCGGCUCAUCUCAGAGCUCUCCCUGCUCAACCAUAAGCUCCCUGCCCGGGUUUGGCUACCCACUGCUGGCUUUGACCACCACGUGGUCCGCGUACCCCACACACAGGCUGUUGUCCUCAACUCUAAGGACAAGGCUCCCUACCUGAUCUAUGUGGAAGUCCUUGAAUGUGAAAACUUCGAUACCACCAGUGUCCCUGCCCGGAUUCCCGAGAACCGAAUUCGGAGUACACGGUCCGUAGAGAACUUGCCCGAAUGUGGUAUCACCCAUGAGCAGCGGGCUGGCAGCUUCAGCACUGUGCCCAACUAUGACAAUGAUGAUGAGGCCUGGUCGGUGGAUGACAUAGGCGAGCUGCAAGUGGAGCUCCCUGAAGUGCACACCAACAGCUGUGACAACAUCUCUCAGUUCUCCGUGGACAGCAUCACCAGCCAAGAGAGCAAGGAGCCUGUGUUUAUUGCAGCGGGGGACAUCCGACGGCGCCUUUCGGAACAGCUGGCUCACACCCCCACGGCCUUCAAACGAGACCCAGAAGACCCUUCUGCAGUUGCUCUCAAAGAGCCCUGGCAGGAAAAAGUGCGGCGGAUCAGAGAGGGCUCCCCCUAUGGCCAUCUCCCCAAUUGGCGGCUCCUGUCAGUCAUUGUCAAAUGUGGGGAUGACCUUAGGCAAGAGCUGCUGGCCUUCCAGGUGUUAAAGCAACUGCAGUCCAUUUGGGAACAGGAGCGAGUACCCCUCUGGAUCAAGCCAUACAAGAUCCUUGUGAUUUCGGCUGAUAGUGGCAUGAUUGAACCAGUGGUCAAUGCUGUGUCCAUCCACCAGGUGAAGAAACAGUCACAGCUCUCCUUGCUCGAUUACUUCCUACAAGAGCAUGGCAGUUACACCACUGAGGCAUUCCUCAGUGCCCAGCGCAAUUUUGUGCAAAGUUGCGCGGGCUACUGCUUGGUCUGCUACCUGCUGCAAGUCAAGGACAGACACAAUGGGAACAUCCUUUUGGACGCAGAAGGCCACAUCAUCCACAUCGACUUUGGCUUCAUCCUGUCCAGCUCACCCCGAAACCUGGGCUUUGAGACGUCAGCCUUUAAGCUGACCACAGAGUUUGUGGAUGUGAUGGGUGGUCUGGAUGGUGACAUGUUCAACUACUAUAAGAUGCUCAUGCUGCAAGGGCUGAUCGCGGCUCGAAAACACAUGGACAAGGUGGUGCAGAUCGUGGAGAUCAUGCAGCAAGGUUCUCAGCUUCCUUGCUUCCAUGGCUCCAGCACCAUUCGCAACCUCAAAGAGAGGUUCCACAUGAGCAUGACUGAGGAGCAGCUUCAGCUGCUGGUGGAGCAGAUGGUGGAUGGCAGCAUGCGGUCCAUCACCACCAAACUCUAUGACGGCUUCCAGUACCUCACCAACGGCAUCAUGUGAUACCCUCCUUCUCAGGCCCAGGGGUGGUGGGGGAUCCAGGGGACCCUCCUGGAGGGGCCCUUGUCUGAGAAACCCCAAACCAGGAAACCACCUACCCAACCAUCCACACAAGGGAAACAGAAGGCAAGAAAUACAAAGGAUCAUGUGGUAACCGCAAGAGCUUGCCGGGGGGUGGGAGAGCCAGCUAUGGGGUCCAGACUUGCUGGGCCCCCCUGCCCUCAGGCUCUGUGUCAGUAUUACCACCUGACAGACUCCAGGACUCACUGCCCUCCGGAGAACAGAGGUGAUGAAUGUGAAGGACGCCAGGGCCUUCCUUCGCACCAGGAUCUGAGAGGUUCUCCACAGGCCAUCCUCGUCGUCUGUUCUGGGUCCCAGGCAGGUGGGAGAGCAGGUUCUUGGCACUUAGGACUCAAUCCUGUGGUUGGCCUUUGGCCAGGCUGCUGCCCCGCUCUACCCCUCCCAGGAACUGGCCCCAAGCCCAGGUUCCCCCCGAUAGGUGGGCUCUGAACUUGCUGAGGUUCCACACCUCAGGGGCGAGGAAGGGAAUUACCACAACCCCUCCUGUGUAUUGAGGGUACUGGCCUAGCUGUGGGGAAUUCUUUACCCUGCUCCCUUCCCCACACCCAGGGAAAUAGCUCUCAAUUUUUUAUUUUUAAUUUUUGUUUGAAAUAAAGUCCUUAGUUAGCCAUCUG